This is a messenger RNA of Cyclocybe aegerita, 1026 nucleotides long. The record is from the annotation of a GenBank genome assembly. Lineage: Eukaryota; Fungi; Basidiomycota; Agaricomycetes; Agaricales; Hemipholiotaceae.
AUGUCCUGCAAUGCAUUGUGCUCUUACUCUUCCCGCAUUCGUAUCUCAGGCUACCCAAUACUCAGUCAUGUCUUGACCUCGGGGCCAAGCAAUCAAGGCGGUUUUAAUCUUGGGGGGAUUAACGCGAGUGGUCAAAUUCCUUCGUUCGGCAAUAAUUUCGGCCUUAUCGAUCGCGACACACCGAAAGAGGCCCUCACAAAGAAGUCUUACCUCUCCGACGAGGAACUUGUUCUGGUCUUCUCUGACGAAUUCAAUGAGGACGGCCGCUCCUUCUACCCCGGUGAUGAUCCAUUCUGGGAAGCCGUCGAUUUUCAUUACUGGGUAACUAAUGAUUUGGAAUGGUAUGAUGCCACCCAACCCACGACAAAGGAUGGUGCAUUGCGCCUCACCAUCGAAGUCGCGGACCCGGCCAACAACCAUGACCUGGACUAUAAGUCAGGCAUGAUCCAGAGUUGGAAUAAGUUUUGCUUUACUGGUGGUCUGAUCGAAGCGGCUGUAAUGCUACCUGGCGACACGCGCUCAAGUGGUUUCUGGCCGGCUGUUUGGGCCAUGGGUAAUCUCGGACGCGCUGGAUACGGAGGCACCCUCGAUGGCAUGUGGCCUUAUACCUACGAGGCCUGUGACGUGGGCACCCUCCCAAAUCAGACGUACCCUGGUAGAAGUGAGCCUGUCGCUGCAACUCGAAACGGCGACCCCACGAGAGACGGCGUGCUUUCAUACCUUCCUGGCCAGCGCCUAUCCGGGUGUACUUGUCCUGGAGAAUCUCAUCCCGGACCUAUGAGGAAAGAUGGAAGCUACGUCGGUCGGGCGGCACCAGAAAUCGAUAUCUUCGAGGCCCUCACCGACGAUGAAGGCGGCAAGGUGUCGCUGUCGACGCAAUGGGCCCCUUACAACGCUGAAUAUAGGUUCCUCAAUACAUCCGAUAAUUUCGACAUUUACGACACCGCCGGCACGGUUCUCAACACAUUCAAAGGCACAAACGACGAGUGGCCUGGCGGUUACAAACCAAGACUGUUACGAGCGUAA